ACCCUCGCUUUCUUCGGGAGUGAAUUAAAGACAGAGGGCAGCAGAGCUCCUAAACCCGACUGCUCGGGAUGCGUUCGGCACUGAGGAGUUUCUGAUACUCUCCAGCCGUUUGAGGAGGAUUUGCAUGGCUUUACAACUCACGCGGUAAGACUUUCUGCGCUUCUUCAAUCGCUGCGCUGUAGCGCGUCAAGGAAAGUUAGUGACACUUUGCGCGCAAAGCGACUCAAUUUUUGGAUUGUUAUUCCGAUGGUUGACAAGUCGUUGGAUGAGGAGGAGAGCAUGCUGUAAUACGUGAAGAUGCGCCAGAGGUCGUGGCUCUUUAAAUGGUUGGGAAUCGGCAUUGGCGUUCUUCUGCUCACCGCUGCUAGCUAUUCUCAAGAUUCAGAUGACUGGCAGUAUGAGGAGUGCAAGCUCUCCAGAACAGGCCCGCCUGCAACCAUUGUAGCCAUAGAUGAGGAGAGUCCAAAUGGAACCCUUCUGGUGGAGAACAUGCAGAUAAAUGGGAGAGCAGAAGACCCUGACAGGACCAUUUCUUUAUCUUUACGGGACAACCACGACUACUGGGUCAUUCUGGACCCAGUCAAGCAACGCCUGUAUCUCAACAGCACCGGACGACUUCUGGACCGAGAUCCUCCCUCCUACAUUCAGUCCAUUGUGGUGCAGGUUCAGUGUACUAAUGAGCUUGUUGGCACGGUGAUCCUACACGAGGUGCGGAUAGUCGUACGGGAUCGAAACGACAACACCCCACGCUUUCAGCAGCCGCGCUACUAUGUAGCGAUUAAUGAGCUAACACCUGUCGGAACCACCAUCUUCUCAGGUUUUUCAGGGAACAAUGGGGCUGUUGACAUUGAUGAUGGUCCUAACGGACAAAUUGAAUACACCGUUCAGUACAACCCUAAAGAUCCGACCACAAACAGGACAUUCGACAUCCCUCUCACCCUGUCUGGAUCAGUGGUUCUGAGAGAGAGGCUGAAUUAUGAAGAGAUCACACGCUACCUGGUCAUCAUUCAGGCCAACGACCGAGCUCCAAACCCAAAGGACCGGCUCACCGCCACCACCACGCUCACGGUGGAUGUGUUGGACGGGGAUGACCUGGGCCCAAUGUUUCUGCCUUGCAGCCUGGUAGACAACACCCGUGACUGCAAACCUCUCACGUACCGCGCCAGCAUCCUGGAGCUCACAGAUCCGGCAGAGCAGGAUAACGGACACCCUCUCCCGGCAUUCGCUAAUCUCCACAUUGAGGUGCUUGAUGAGAACAAUCAGGCGCCGUAUUUCCAGGUGGCCACUUAUCAUGGAUUCAUCUCGGAGUCUGCUCUGCUGGGCACAACUAUCUCGAGCAGUGCCAAUCUCUCCACCCCCCUCGCCAUUAUCGCCCUGGAUAACGACAUCGAGGAGCUGAAUCCCGGUGAUGUGCCUACGAAAGAUCCCAUGGUGCGCAUCUCUCUGGACAACUACAACAGCAUCUUUGCAGUGACGCCCAGUGGGAUCGCACGCUACCUGACACUACUGAGGCCCGUGGACCAUGAAGAACAGCCGAGUUAUUCCUUCACGAUAGUUACAAUGCUGGAUAGCACAGUGCUGCAUCAGGUCACAUGGACACUGCAGAUCACUGCAGUCAUGCCAUGA
Molecule: messenger RNA, 1626 nt
Organism: Sinocyclocheilus rhinocerous
Lineage: Eukaryota; Metazoa; Chordata; Actinopteri; Cypriniformes; Cyprinidae
Product: protocadherin-15-like
Exons: 13
Coding region: 298-1626 (442 amino acids)
Biological process (GO): inner ear development; sensory perception of sound; homophilic cell-cell adhesion
Cellular component (GO): cell-cell junction; plasma membrane; stereocilium
Molecular function (GO): calcium ion binding
Source: RefSeq, a predicted model, not a curated record